This is a messenger RNA of Ziziphus jujuba (common jujube), 639 nucleotides long. Its product is annotated as heavy metal-associated isoprenylated plant protein 45. The transcript has 3 exons. Gene Ontology annotation, molecular function: metal ion binding. Bases 96 to 542 code for a protein of 148 amino acids. NCBI's taxonomy places the organism in Eukaryota, Viridiplantae, Streptophyta, Magnoliopsida, Rosales, Rhamnaceae. The record is from RefSeq and is a predicted model, not a curated record.
UUUUAGAAAGAGGUUUCCUUAGGAACAGCUACAAAAAUAUAUUGGCAUUCACCCAAAAAAAAAAAAAAAAAAGCUACAAAUAUAUUGCUGGCAUUAUGUUUGGUUCUUGGUCCAGGAGGAAACGAUUUUCUAAUGCCAUGUCCAUUGUGGAGCUUGCGGUUCAUAUGGAUUGUGAAGGAUGUGAGAAGAGGAUACGAAGGGCAGUCUCAAAAAUAGAUGGGGUUGAUAGCUUAGAAAUAGACAUGGACAAGCAAAAGGUGACUGUGACUGGAUAUGUAGACCAAAGGAAGGUGCUAAAAGUAGUGAGAAGAACAGGGAGGAAGGCAGAAUUUUGGCCAUUUCCAUAUGACAGUGAGUACUAUCCCUAUGCAGCCCAAUACUUGGAUGAAUCUACAUAUGCUUCAUCUUAUAACUACUACACACAUGGAUACAAUGAAAAUGUCCAUGGCUAUUUUCCUGACCAAGCUUACUCCACUGUGGAUGAUCAAACUGUUCAUCUUUUCAGUGAUGAUAAUGUUCAUGCAUACUGCACUAUUAUGUGAAUUUGUAAUUAUAUAUGUAUAUAUAUUAAUAUCUAAAUUUGUGGGAUAUAUUUUUGGUUAUAUAUGUAUAUAUAUUAAUAUCUAAAUUUGUGGGAUA